CCAACAACCAACACGCCCAACUUUCUCAAUCCUUCGGAAAUCCAAAACUGCAGGUCAAAGUCACGAACACGCAAGAACCUUGGGAAACAAGCAACGAGCAAAUCCGAGCGAAUUCAGAUAUAAAAGGAACCUCUAAUCCCUUCGACAAGCAUAUUCUCUACCACCUCUCAAACCAAUACUAUGGGAGAUCUUCAGUUUCUACUCCUAAUCUUCAUUAUAGACGCUGCCGCAGUUGUAAUCCGCAUAUCAUCAGGAUCAUGGUCAACCUCAGCAAAACUUGGGUUGCUUGCCUCGCAUUUGGCUUUAUUGAACCGAGUCUUGGGCUCUAUGACAAGCCAGGUCAGCGCGUAGGCUAUAACCCUCUCGUCAAACAAUGGAACGGUCCAGACUCCAACCUCACCGCGACUUUGGACCUCGUUGAUCCCGGCUACGUAUCUGUUUUUGAGAAACGUCGCCACAUUGACGUUACGGCGUGGGCUACGGUGGCCUUGGCUGGCGGUACUACCAUCCUGGCUGCCGAGUCGGGGAUUAACAUCUAUCAGUUCAUCGCUGAUGUGAUCAAGAGCAAAGCUGAACGUAACAGCUGCUCUAUGACCACCGGCACGGAUGGUAAUGGUCAUGUUGUGGAGGGUUAUGCGUACUUGGCUACUACCAGUGGCCAUGAUUGCAAGACUACGGCUGAGACUAAGACUAUCUUGGAUGCGGUGAAGGAUUGUGCUGAUUGGCAGCAUAAGCAUGGAGCCAUUGUGGGCUGUUGCAAAUUCUCUCAUGGGGGAACUUGGGAAGGCCAUCUGCGCCUCACUUCUCAACCUAACAAGUACCCAGCACAUGCGGUGAACUGUUAGGGAGACACCAAGUUGUCCUACUAUUGAGGGGAUGCAGUGUAUUCUACUUUCGUCUUAAUGUUCUUGGUGUGUCUGCUGGAUAGCUGCCUGGGGAGGAUGCGUAUACUGGGUCAUUCACUUGAUGAUUUCUAUAGCACUCAGCAAAUUUUAAACUUUUGCUCACGAGGGUCUCGAUCCCAUAGUUUCACUGGC
Fusarium redolens is the source of this 1037-nucleotide messenger RNA. RefSeq lists its product as uncharacterized. NCBI's taxonomy places the organism in Eukaryota, Fungi, Ascomycota, Sordariomycetes, Hypocreales, Nectriaceae. The transcript has a single exon. Bases 258 to 845 code for a protein of 195 amino acids. The record is from RefSeq and is a predicted model, not a curated record.